This is a messenger RNA of Apaloderma vittatum (bar-tailed trogon), 896 nucleotides long. It is a transcript of the gene LSP1, whose product is annotated as lymphocyte-specific protein 1. The transcript is spliced from 9 exons. The annotation marks the transcript as partial. Gene Ontology annotation, molecular function: actin binding. Lineage: Eukaryota; Metazoa; Chordata; Aves; Trogoniformes; Trogonidae. Gene Ontology annotation, biological process: signal transduction. The record is from RefSeq and is a predicted model, not a curated record.
AAGAAGGCUUGAACGGCACCGUCUCCUGCUCGGAGAGCGCGGGUGCAGCACAGGAAAACCACUAUGACUUCAAGCCAGCUGGGACUUCAGAGCUGGAGGAGGAUGAAGGGUUCAGUGACUGGUCGCAGAAGCUCGAGCAGCGCAAACAGAGGUCCCCAAGAGAGUCCUAUCAAGAAGAGGAUGGUGGUGUGAGGGAAGCUGAGGUCAAACUGGAGCAGAUCCAGCUGGAUCGGGAAAGCCUGGAGGAGAUCCAGGAGGAGAAUGUGGUUAUCGGGGAGGAAGCGCGGCUGUGUCGGGAGGAAGAAGAGCUCCAGGAACAGGAGGAAGAGGAGAGGGCCGAGCAAGAGGAAAAGAAGAGAAGGAGAAAUGAAGAAGAAGAAACAACACUGGAGAAGCACCGGAAGGCUCCAAGCGUGGGAGAGGAGGAGCUGUGCUCUGACCCCGCCGCGGUGUGCUCCGUGAAGAUCGCAGACAGAACUGAGUCGCUGAACCGCUCGAUAAAGAAAAGCAACAGCAUAAAGAGGUCUCCCAUCCCUGUGUCGAAGAUCGAUGACAGGUUGGAGCAGUACACGCAGGCUAUUGAGACAUCCACAAAGGCUCCAAAACCUGUCCGACAGCCCUCUCUUGACCUUCCCACCACGAGCAUGAUGGUAGCCAGCACGAAAAGCCUCUGGGAGACCGGAGAGGUGUCAGCUCAGUCUGCUGUGAAGUCCUCAACCUGUAAGGAUAUUGUGGCUGGAGACAUCGUGAGUAAAAGAAGCCUUUGGGAACAGAAGGGCAGUCCCAAACCUGAGACCAGUACCAAGUCUGCUCCUUCUGGCAAGAAGUAUAAAUUCGUUGCAACAGGCCAUGGCCAGUACAAGAAGGUGUUGAUAGACGAUGCUGCAGAGCAAUAG